This is a messenger RNA of Zymoseptoria tritici IPO323, 771 nucleotides long. RefSeq lists its product as uncharacterized. Lineage: Eukaryota; Fungi; Ascomycota; Dothideomycetes; Mycosphaerellales; Mycosphaerellaceae. Gene Ontology annotation, molecular function: oxidoreductase activity, acting on NAD(P)H, oxygen as acceptor. The transcript has 3 exons. The record is from RefSeq and is a predicted model, not a curated record. Gene Ontology annotation, cellular component: intracellular anatomical structure. The annotation marks the transcript as partial.
CGGGUUUAUGUCGUGACUGGAGGUGCACAAGGACUCGGCCUUGAGCUUUCCAAGACACUCGCCAUACGAGGCGCCAACACGUUUGUCAUCGACCGCAAUCCGGCUCCAUCCGACGACUUCCACCGGGCUCACGAGCAAGUCCAAGAUGAUGGCCAGGGCACUCUUCGCUACCUCAACGCGGACGUCUGCGAUGCCGAGGGUCUGGACCUGGCGUUCGAAGCCAUUGCAGCGGAGCAUGGCAGGAUGGACGGUCUCGUGGCGGCUGCAGCAAUCCAGAACGUCACGCCAGCAUUGAAGUUUCCGCCAGAGAAGAUCACGGAGAUGAUGAAAGUGAAUUUCAACGGCGUGUACCACUCCGCUCAGAGCUGUGCGCGGAUGAUGCACAAGUACCAGACGCCUGGUUCCAUGGUACUCGUGGGUUCCAUGAGCGGACUCAUUGCGAACAGAGCUCUGUUUUGCUCAGUCUACAACGCAUCCAAAGCUGCCGUGAUUCAGCUCGGCCGCAGCCUGGCAAUGGAAUGGGGUCAGGCGAUCGAUGGCAAACCGAUUCGAGUCAACGUGCUGUGUCCAGGCAACAUAGUCACACCCAUGGCGGAGCAGAACUUCCGUGACGAUCCUAGCUUGAGAGCGAUUUGGGAGAACGGGAACAUGAUGGGCAGGCUCAGCACGCCGGAGGAGUAUCGUGGUGCGGUCUUGUUCAUGCUGAGCGAUGCUUCUUCGUUCAUGACGGGAUCGCACAUGGUGAUUGAUGGAGGCUAUACGGCUUGGUGA